ACGUCGUCGCUCUCCAUCCGGCCAUAUUUGAUUUCCAGCUGUUUUCGCAGAAGCCUCUCCGAGCCAGACAACCCCCCUAAGAUAUAUUAAAGUGCGCUGUCUGCAUUCAGAGAUAUAAUCCAGAGACUAUACCACUCCGCUCUCUAUUCUCGACCACGUGAUUGUCUAAAUAAUUAAUGCAGCACGUCCCCCUAGAAACACGGCGUCGUCAUUAAUCGCAAGGACUCUAUCAGACUUGAAAACUGAAGAGAUCCCCCAAGAAAAUAAUAUCCGAUACCCGGCGCAACCGUAGCCCCGCACUUUAGCGACACACCCGUACCGAUGGAUGCUUGGGUCGAGGUGGCAGCCGUGAUGAAUGCGUGAGGGAUAUAAGACGGAGUUGCGCAGAUUUCGGUCACAGACUGGAGCAACGGUGGGAAGCACCAAUCACGUGAAUAAACAACACCCAUGCCAUUGGAUAGAGUUGCACUGGCUUACUGGCUUUAAAUCCACAAAAUGCAGAAAGCAACAUAUUACGAUAACUCUGGACUUUUUGGAGGCUACACCUACCCCAAACCAGACUCUUACAACUAUGGCCCUGCUCAUCAGCCCUACGCCACUUCUAACAUCGAGAGCGACUACCAGGGCUCAGUGUGUCCCAUCCAGACCUCAGCUGUCCGGCCACCGACCCUCAAAGACAGUGACCUGAACGGUGACUGCAUGCGUCAAAGCGGCAGUCAAAGCAGCAGCAGCAGCAGCCAGGCCGCGAGCAUUGGCGAGCAGCAGCCGCCUCCGCUGUCCGCAUCCUCUCCCAACUCCAACAGCUCCGCAUCCCAGAAGAAGAAAUCUCCAUCCAGCAGCGCUUCCAGCAGCGCCACGCCAGCCCUCACGAAGCAGAUAUUCCCCUGGAUGAAGGAGACCCGGCAGAACGCAAAGCAGAAGAGCAACAACUGCACCGCUGCAGGUGGCGAGGUGAGUGACGAGAAGAGCCCGCCUGGACCAGCCUCCAAACGGGUCAGAACUGCUUACACCAGCGCACAACUUGUGGAGCUGGAGAAGGAGUUUCACUUUAACCGCUACCUGUGUCGCCCUCGGAGAGUGGAAAUGGCGAAUCUGUUGAAUCUCACCGAGCGCCAAAUAAAGAUCUGGUUUCAGAACAGGAGGAUGAAAUACAAAAAGGACCAGAAGUCCAAAGGGCUCGCGCACUCGCCCCUGGGACACUCCCCGGACAGAAGCCCGCCGCUGAGUGGCCCAAAUCACGUUGGAUACUCUGGCCAGCUCCAAAACGGCCUCAGCUACGACGCGCCCUCGCCCCCGUCCUUCGCCAAACCCCAGCAGAACAUGUACGGCUUGGCCGCGUACACGGCGCCCUUGGGCGGCUGCAUCCCGCAACAGAAGAGGUACCCGGGCUCCGAGUACGAACACCACGGCAUGCAGAGCAACGGCAGCUUUGCCAGCGCCAAUUUGCAAGGCAGCCCCGUUUACGUGGGUGGGAAUUUUGUUGAUUCCAUGCCAGCCUCGGGCCCCAUGUUCAACCUCGGCCACCUUCCCCACCCCUCAUCCACCAGCGUGGACUACAGCUGUGCCGCUCAGAUCCCAGGAAACCACCACCAUGGACCCUGUGAUCCCCAUCCCACAUACACAGACCUCACCUCUCACCAAGCGUCUCAGGGAAGGAUUCAGGAAGCGCCUAAACUCACGCAUUUGUAAUAUGUGGUUCCCGUGUGUGUGUGUGUGUGUGUGUGUGCGUGCGUGCGUGCGUGUGUGUAUGUGUGCCCAAAUUACGUUGCGCUCUUUUUAUUACCUCACUAGUCUAAUAACUACACUCCAAGCGAGUCGUGUGUAUUAUUA
Messenger RNA from Chelmon rostratus (copperband butterflyfish), 1830 nucleotides. It is a transcript of the gene hoxd3a, whose product is annotated as homeobox D3a. The coding region runs from base 496 to 1689 and encodes 397 amino acids. The transcript has 4 exons. The record is from RefSeq and is a predicted model, not a curated record. Gene Ontology annotation, molecular function: DNA-binding transcription factor activity, RNA polymerase II-specific; RNA polymerase II cis-regulatory region sequence-specific DNA binding. Gene Ontology annotation, cellular component: nucleus. NCBI's taxonomy places the organism in Eukaryota, Metazoa, Chordata, Actinopteri, Chaetodontiformes, Chaetodontidae. Gene Ontology annotation, biological process: regulation of transcription by RNA polymerase II.